Molecule: messenger RNA, 1784 nt
Organism: Phyllostomus discolor (pale spear-nosed bat)
Lineage: Eukaryota; Metazoa; Chordata; Mammalia; Chiroptera; Phyllostomidae
Gene: HHEX
Product: hematopoietically expressed homeobox
Exons: 4
Coding region: 94-909 (271 amino acids)
Biological process (GO): cell differentiation; regulation of transcription by RNA polymerase II
Molecular function (GO): DNA-binding transcription factor activity, RNA polymerase II-specific; RNA polymerase II cis-regulatory region sequence-specific DNA binding
Source: RefSeq, a predicted model, not a curated record
GCAGAGCCUAUCGCCGGGAGCGCGGAGCGCGGAUAAAUGUAGCGCCGCGGCGCGGGCCGGUAGCUCUCCGACGGGCCGGAGCGCGGCGGAGCCAUGCAGUACCCGCACCCUGGGCAGGCAGCGGCGGGCGCCGUGGGGGUGCCGCUGUACGCGCCCACGCCGCUCCUGCAGCCCGCGCACCCGACGCCGUUCUACAUCGAGGACAUCCUGGGCCGCGGGCCCGCCGCGCCCACUCCCACUCCCACGCUGCCGUCCCCCAACUCCUCCUUCACCAGCCUCGUGUCCUCCUACCGGACCCCGGUGUACGAGCCCACGCCGAUCCACCCCGCCUUCUCGCACCACUCCGCCGCCGCGCUGGCCGCCGCCUACGGACCCGGCGGUUUUGGGGGCCCUCUGUACCCCUUUCCGCGGACGGUGAACGACUACACGCACGCCCUGCUCCGCCACGACCCCCUGGGCAAACCGCUGCUCUGGAACCCUUUCUUGCAGAGGCCUCUGCAUAAAAGGAAAGGAGGCCAGGUGAGGUUCUCCAACGAUCAGACUAUCGAGCUAGAGAAGAAGUUUGAGACCCAGAAAUACCUCUCCCCACCUGAGAGGAAGCGCCUGGCCAAGAUGUUGCAGCUUAGCGAGAGACAGGUCAAAACCUGGUUUCAGAAUCGACGCGCUAAAUGGCGAAGACUAAAACAGGAGAACCCUCAAAGCAACAAAAAAGAAGAACUGGAAAGUUUGGACGAUCCCUGUGACCAGAGGCAAGACUUACCCAGUGAACAGAAUAAUAAAGGUGCUCUGGAUAGUUCUCAGUGUUCGCCUUCCCCUGCCUCCCAGGAGGACCUUGAAUCAGAGAUUUCGGAGGAUUCUGAUCAAGAAGUGGACAUUGAGGGUGACAAAGGCUAUUUUAAUGCUGGAUGAUGAUCACUGACAUUGGCACAUUUGGAAAACCGGACCUGGGAAAUAUUCUCAACAGAAAAAUCUCAUAGACAACUGGAAAACUAUAUGAAAAAGGGAGUCAAUUUUCAGGUGUUCUGGAAACCUAAAGUAUUUGGUGUACUGGCUAACUAACAAACACAUUGAAACCUUAAUUUUGAAGUAAAGAAUAGUUUAUAUAUUGAUUUUAGAUUGUACAAUAAGGGGACCUUUCACUGAUUAAAUUUACCCCCUUUCUAAAGAAGUAAAAGUUUUUUUCUAUUUAUAAAAAGUAAUUUUGAACUUUUUUGGUUAAAUUUUUAAAUUAUAACUUUAAAGAACUUUGUAGGAUCUUCUUGAAUACCUUUUCUACAAUCUUCAUCCCACUUAGUCAAAAACCAAAAGGUACCCCAAAUCCAGAGGUAUGCCUUGGAUGGGGGGCACACAUUUCUGUGAGCCUUGGAAUAUUUUAAAAGGAAACAUUCUUUAGUUUUGUAUUACGUUUUUAUACUGCUGCCUUAAGUCCAUAAAGCAGCUCAGAGCUAGUCUCCAGGAUGGUUGUGUGCCUUUUCUCAGAGAUACAGCCGAUAAUCCUAAAUGCUUGUUUUGUGCUAUCACUUACUACCUUACCUGUUUGACUAAGGUGUUAAGGAUAGUACUGCCCAGUUCAAGCAGACAAACUGACUCAGUAACUAAAAUUAAGCACAGAUGAACAGGGAAAUAGCUUGUAGAUACUGUGUUUUAUACCAAACUGUAUAUAUAUAUAUAAUGUGUAUAUAUAUAAUUGUUUACUGUAAAAAACAUAGCCAAAAUGGUGUUUUGUUCUGUUUUUUUUUUAAAUGAAUAACGUGUCUAUAAAAUAAAUGUGUCGGUGGACUGAC